Messenger RNA from Coregonus clupeaformis (lake whitefish), 4941 nucleotides. RefSeq names its product synaptopodin-2. Gene Ontology annotation, cellular component: actin cytoskeleton; nucleus; Z disc. NCBI's taxonomy places the organism in Eukaryota, Metazoa, Chordata, Actinopteri, Salmoniformes, Salmonidae. Bases 52 to 4656 code for a protein of 1534 amino acids. Gene Ontology annotation, biological process: positive regulation of actin filament bundle assembly. The record is from RefSeq and is a predicted model, not a curated record. Gene Ontology annotation, molecular function: actin binding. The transcript is spliced from 4 exons.
CUCCGGACAACUUGAUGAUAGCGGUUUUGGUGGGAGCCUGUUGCGUGUGGCAUGGGCACUGGGGAUUAUAUCUGUGUAAUGGUGCGCGGAGGCGCGCCCUGGGGCUUCAGUCUCCGCGAGGGAGAGGGGGAUGCCUACCGACGUUUGCAGGUUUAUCAGGUGGAAGAGGGCGGUCGUGCGUCCCUGGCCGGGAUCUGCGAGGGGGACGAGGUGGUGUCGCUGAAUGGAGAACCCUGCGGCGAGCUUUCCCUCCCAAAAGCAAUUGCUCUCAUUGACGCCUCCGUCGACUGCCUGCAACUACUGGUUAAAAGAUGGCGCACCCUAUCUCCCAAGGAUUUUCAUUCAGAGGAGACCUACUUUGGCACAAGGGAGUCCUCCCUUCGCAUCCUGUCCCCUGGCAGGUCCCAACCACCCAGGGAGCUCUACAUCGCCGAUUCCCAGGACGAGGCCUAUUAUGGGGUGACGGAGAGCGACACGGAGGCCCCCGGAGGGAUCCACCUGGUCCGCACCCAGCUCUACGUACCCGCGCCUGAGGAGUGCCAGUUCCCCAGAGGAAGAGGGGACAAAGGUCGAGCGGGACCCCAUGGGGGAAGUUUCUCCCCGGGGGCAAUGGUGGAGCUACAGUUGUCCCUCGCCGAACACACCCUGGAGGAUCCUGUCUGCACCUCCCUGGGGAGUGCUCUUGGAAUAGAGGGGGAGAUUCAGGCGAGAGAGGCCCUCAAGAACGAGGCCCUCCUUCACACCACCACCCACUCUCUCUACGUCCCUGGCCCAGCUAGGGAGCCCCUGGGUCAGCAUGGAGUGGUGCUGAGCUCCCCCUCUCUGCUAGGCCAGGUGGAGGUCACCCUACAGCACCCAGCAGCCGGGAGGGGCUCUCCUCGCCUGGUAGAGGGGAUGGGCGCUUAUGGGGCCAGUGGAGGUGUUGGUGGAGCCCCCGGGAAGGAAGGAGGAGGGAAAAGCCAGGGAGCUCCCACCUCCUUCACCGUCUCCUUUGGAAUGCCCGCAGAGGGGGCGGAGCCGGCAGAGGAGCGAGACUCUGAUUCAGAGAAGGACCUUGAGAAACCCAACAAGCACCGGGCGAAGCACGCCAGGCUCAGGCGCAGUGAGAGCCUGUCAGACAAGCAGGUGAAGGAGGCUAAGUCUAAAUGUAAGCGCAUUGCUAUCCUUCUGAAUGCUGAAGCUCCCAACCCCAACAACAAGGGGGUGUUGAUGUUCAAGAGGCAUCGACAGAGGGCCAAGAAGUACACACUCGUCAGCUACGGCACCGGUGAGAGCGAACCAGAGUACGAGGACGACGACAGCGACGACGAAGAAGACUACGACAAAAAAGACGCCAGAGCGAUCGAAUUCACCCUUGUAGCCACCUCCAGCGGAUCAGAGCUCGAGGAGGACUUCAUCACCAAUGCCCAGGGCGGUGGCAGAGUGCUAACCUUCGACUGGGACACAGGACUACUCGAGAUCGAGCGCAAGCUCAACUCCAGAGAGGAGAUGGAGCAACUGCCCAACACCACAGGCAAGGGGGGCACAAUGUUCGCUCAGCGCCGCCAGCGCAUGGACGAGAUCGCAGGCGAACAUGAGGAGAUGAGGCGCCAGGGGAUUCCCGUGGAGGGGGUACGGGAGGUGCAGAAGCAUGCAGCCUACCAGCAGAUGGAGGAGCGCUCGUACAUGCAGGCCACCACAGAGAGCCAGGCCUAUAUGGACUUUAGUGUGCACCAAAAGCAGCAGCAACAGCAACAGUAUCAAAAGUACCAAGAGCAGCAGUACUACGAGCAGCAACAGCAGCAAUACCAGCAGCAACAACAGUACGAGCAGCAGCAAUACCAGCAGCAACAACAAUAUCAUCAACAACAGCAGCAGCAGUACCACCAGCAGCAAGAGUACCAACAACAGCAGCACAUUCAGCAGUACUCGUCUAACAUGAAUGGCGUAGCCAACCACCAAACCAAUGAAAUGCAGAGUUCCAUGAGCAAUCGAACUGCCCAACCCUUCUCAUUACAAAACCGGAUGUCCGCCCUGUUUUCUCCCCCUGUGACUGGGAACAACCAAGAGACGAUGGGUCAGGGGGAGCAGAUUGCCUCACGUGACGAGCGCAUUUCGACGCCGGCAAUCAAGUCUGGGAUCUUGCAGGACACAAGGAACAGGUUCAAGGGCAAGCCAAUGUUCAAUUUCAAACAAGCACCCAAAGUGUCACCCAACCCCGAGCUUCUAAAUCUCCUCAACAGGAGUGACAAGAAGUUGGAUUUCGAGUCAUGCACGGAAGAGGACUACCUUAGCUUGGGAGCUGAGGCUUGCAACUUCCUCCAGUCACCAAGGGUCAAGCAUAAGAUGCCUCCACCAGUCGCUCCCAAGCCCAUCAUUAACCCCAACUCUCCGCCCUGGUCCCCUCAGCCUGAGCUGGCCAAGCAGGAGUUGCCACUGCAUACUGAAAAUAGCGUCCCUGCACCUGCUGCAGCCCCCGAGACCGAGUCCGCCCCUGCUCCAGAUCUGGCCCCAGAGCCCUCCCCCCCUCUUGAACCCCAGGAAGCUACUGUUCCUGCCAAGCCCCCCUCUCCAGACAAACACAGAUAUAGUCCCCCAGUGUCCCAGGCACAGCAGCAGCAGCCCCAACAAGCGCCAGCCUGGGGAGGAAAUGGUCCUUCUCCAACUCAGCCUCAUUCGCAACCCGAGCCUCAAGUGAGUUCCUGGGCUCCGUCACUGACACAGGCUUCACAGCAGCCACUCGUGAGUACUUGGCCACCUGCUGAAAUGAACCAGCAGGCUCCAGCUCCAAGUCAGUCCCCACCACAGCUCCCUUGGGUGACUCCCCAACCACCUCCUCCUCAGCCUCAGCCUCAGCCACCCAUGAAUUCUUGGGCUCCAGCACCUGCCCAGUCACAACCCCAAUGGGUUCAACCUCAAGAACAGCAACAGCCCCAGGCACCUUGGGCUCAACCUCAAGAACAAGCACAGCAACAGCCCCAGCCACCUUGGGCUCAACAACCUCAGCCUCAGUCUCCACAACAGGCUUGGCCCCAGGCCCAAACCCAGGCCCAACCUCAGCCACCUUGGAUGUCAUCACCUCAGCCUCCAAUGAAUGCAUGGACAACACCACAGAGCCAGGCCCAGCCACAACAGCCACCUUGGGCCCAACCAGCCCAACCCCAACAUCCAGCUCAGCCCCAACCCCCUAUGAAUGCAUGGGCCCCAGCACCUGCUCAGGCUCAGGUCCAGCCUCCCUGGGCCCAGCAACCUCAAGAGCAAGCACAGCCACCCAUGAAUGCCUGGGCCCCAGAUCAGAAUCAGGCCCGGCCACAGCCACCUUGGGUCCAACCACCUUCAACCCAAUCCCCACCCCAGCAAAACUGGCAACAGCCACAUCCACAGCAGGCAUCCCUACAGCCAUCUAUGAAUGCAUGGCCCCCAGCUCAGGCACAGCCUCAGACACACACAAGUACCUGGGCCCCACAACCACAGCAAGCCCCAGUGAAUACUCAGACCCGAAUGGACAGAGUGUGUCAACCUUCUCCAAAACCUUGGAAUGCUCCACAAAGUGCUCCCCGUUCUACUCCCCCACCUCCCCCACAGCGAAAUAACUCUUACACACUUGGCGAAAGGUCCUCGUCACCCAUCAUCAAUCCAAUGGCCAGCGUUUUGUCACCAGCAGGAGGAAUGGGCUCGGCUUUGUCGAUGCCGGCUGUUAGGGGGAAAGGAGCCGAUUUGUUUGCCAAGAGGCAGUCUCGUAUGGAGAAGUAUGUUGUGGAUUCGGACACUGUGCUGGCAGCCACUGCACAGGCAGCUCAGCAAGCCCAGGCAGCCACUGUGCAGGCAAACAAGGCAAGGCCCACGUCGCCCUCUCCCUCCGUACCACAUUCAUGGAAAUAUUCACCCAAUUGCAGAGCUCCCCCUACAUCGAAUUACAACCCCAUACAGUCUCCUUCCUACCCACCAGGGGCCAUUAAGCAACCCCCUCCAUCUAGCCCUGCAGCCAAAGCCAAGAAAGGGAAAGGCAAACCUGCCUGCAAACCCCUUGCUGUUAUAGAUGUCAUGAAACAUCAGCCUUAUCAGCUCAAUGCCUCCCUCUUUACUUACGGCCCAGCAGUGGAGGCUGCCAAGGCAGCUGCACCAAAGCCUGCCCCAGCUCCUGCCCCAGUCCCUCCAAACCAAAACCCACCAAUAAAAUAUGAGCAAGCUGUUCCUGUCCAGCCGGCUGGACCAAGGAAUGCUCCCUAUCCACAGCAGCACCAGCAGCUCUACGGGAUUCCCCCUCAACCACCCAUGCAUGAUAGUCCCUACCCCCAAGCCUCACCUAAUGCUUACCAGCCAUCUAACAAUCCCUACCAGCAGGUUCCUGCCGGUUCUUACCAACAUCCAUAUAAUCCCCCUUACCAACAACCCCCUCCAGCCCCUUAUCAACCCCAUCCCCAGCACCAAGCUCCAAACCCUUCUUACCAACAGACCCCCCAAGGUCCUUAUCAGCCAGCCCAUAGCCCCCCCUACCAAGUGGCACCCCAAGCCCCCUACCAGCCACUACCUCCCAGUACCUAUGUGGUGCCCAGCUUUCCCAUAGCGGCAAAGUCUGAGUCCAUCUCUGGGGGCAGCACAGCUCCAAAGCCCAGGUUCAUGGCCAAAAAGAGUUCAGCCCAGGUGUGGAAGCCAGCAGCUGCGGAGAAAGAAUGAUUCUGAAAGCAUGAUUAAGUGAUCUUUGCUUAAAACAACAUUAGAUCUAGUUACAACAUAUACAUGCACAGUACAUUCAUAUAAAUGCAAUAUAUUAAUAGAAAGCUUUUAAGAUGCCUUUUCUCAACAUUUUAUAGCCAACAUAUCUUUUUAAAUAAAUGGCACAAUGAAAAACGCUAGAAUUUAAAAAAGGCCCGAUGCAGCCGUUUUGAUCUCAAUAUCAAAUCAUUUCUGGGUAACAAUUAAGUACCUUACUGUGAUUGUUUUAAAUCAAAAUGGUCAAAA